Molecule: messenger RNA, 3555 nt
Organism: Calypte anna (Anna's hummingbird)
Lineage: Eukaryota; Metazoa; Chordata; Aves; Apodiformes; Trochilidae
Gene: TMEM87A
Product: transmembrane protein 87A
Exons: 20
Coding region: 34-1749 (571 amino acids)
Biological process (GO): retrograde transport, endosome to Golgi
Cellular component (GO): Golgi apparatus; Golgi cisterna membrane
Source: RefSeq, a predicted model, not a curated record
UGCCCAGCGCAGCGGCGGCCUCCGUGCGGUGGGAUGGCGGCGGUGGCGGCGCCGUGUUCCGCAGGGUGUCGGUGGUCUGGGGCCGUCCUGCUGCGGCUGCUGACCCUGCUGCUGCUGGCGGGCGCGGUGGGUGCCGGGCAGCGUUCCAAAUGGCGGCUGCCGGUGCUUACGGGGAAGAAGUUUAACUUUGGGAAGAUUCUCUUCAGCAACACCACCAUUUUCCUGAGAUUUGAAGGGGAUGAAAAAGCUUGUGAUCCCUCUCAGAGUUACAAUGUUACUUGGUACCUAAGAUAUUCUGAUUGCUACAACGAAGUCUUCAACUUUGGGGAUGAACAAGCAGAUUACUAUUUUGGGACUACGUUUGAAGAGCAUCCGGGUUGGUCAGGAUACUAUGCCACAGAAUCUCUCCUCUUUCCUAAUUGCUCUGAGCUCUUCAGGCCUCAGAUUUUCUAUAGAGAAUUUGUUCACCCAGAGCCUCUCUCACCUGAAAAACAAGAGAGUGUAAAAGAGAAGAAGGAGAGUGGAGGAAAUCGCACAAUGGUGGCAGAUAAAAUUGCAAUGAAUGCUGUUAUCAGAACCUGGAGAGAUGGGCCUUACAUAUUUAUUGUGCAAAUUGGAAUUACAACUGCGAAGAAUUCUCCUACCAAUGUUAAAAGAAUAGAGAAAACACCACCUUCCUCAGAUCAAAAUAAACCCUUUACAAUGACAGUAGAACUGAAGGGGCCAUAUGAGUAUCUCUCACUUGCAGACUAUCCUCUGAUGAUUUUUUUCAUGGUGAUGUGCAUUGUGUAUGUGUUCUUCGGAGUUCUGUGGCUUGCAUGGUCAGCCUGUUACUGGAGGGAUCUCCUGAGGAUUCAGUUCUGGAUUGGUGCUGUUAUCUUCCUGGGAAUGCUGGAGAAAGCAGUUUUCUAUGCAGAAUUCCAGAAUAUCCGCUACACGGGGGAAUCUGUUCAAGGAGCAGUAAUCCUGGCAGAACUGCUUUCUGCUGUGAAACGUUCAUUGGCUCGAACUCUGGUCAUCAUAGUCAGCCUGGGAUAUGGGAUAGUCAAGCCUCGCCUUGGAGUUACUCUUCACAAAGUAGUUAUGGCUGGAGCCCUUUACCUGUUAUUUUCUGGCAUGGAAGGUGUUCUUAGAGUCACAGGGGCCCAGAAUGAUCUUGCCUCCUUGGCUUUUAUACCCCUGGCUUUCCUAGACACUGCCCUGUGCUGGUGGAUAUUCAUCAGCUUAACUCAAACAAUGAAACUGCUCAAGCUUCGAAGGAACGUUGUGAAACUCUCUUUGUAUCGGCAUUUCACCAACACACUCAUCUUGGCAGUAGCAGCAUCUAUUGUAUUUAUCAUCUGGACCACCAUGAAGUUCAGGCUGGUGGACUGUCAGUCGGACUGGCAGGAGCUAUGGGUGGAUGAUGCCAUCUGGCGUUUAUUGUUCUCAAUGAUCCUUUUUGUCAUCAUGAUCCUGUGGAGACCAUCUGCUAACAACCAAAGGUUUGCUUUCUCACCACUGUCUGAAGAGGAAGAGGAUGAUGAGCAGAAAGAGCCAAUGUUAAAGGAAAGCUUUGAGGGAAUGAAAAUGAGAAGUACAAAGCAAGAACCAAAUGGGAAUGUAAAAGCAAACAAAGCUCAGGAGGAUGACUUGAAGUGGGUAGAGGAGAAUGUUCCUUCGUCAGUGACAGAUGUUGCUCUUCCAGCUCUCCUGGAUUCAGAUGAGGAAAGAAUGAUAACACACUUUGAAAGGUCCAAAAUGGAAUGAAGGAGUAGCUUUUUGCUAUUGGAAGUGGAGAUGCCUCUUUUAAAGUUGCUAUGUGGAGCAAGUGCAUCCUGCUGAUUUGUUUCUUGAUCUCAGCCUUGGAAGUUUGAUGCUUUCUUGUCAGGAGGGCGUCUCGAUGUGGAGGAAGUUCAUGAGGACAUUAUAAACCUUUUGGAAAUUUGAAUUUACAAAGUUGCUGCAAGUUUGGAUUUCUAAGCAAUUUAAAUGUGUAUUAUUCCAGCACCUUCUGUAACUUUUCAAAUAUUUAAUCUGUGAAACUAAAAUUCCUAAUGUCUGCUUGAGGAGUUUGUAUUUCAACGUUGCAAUUGAUACUUGGAGGUCAACUGCCUGUACCUUUCUGGAGGGAGGGUGGGGACAGAUAGAAAUAAGCACUGAAGAAACCAGAGACCCAUUUUUUUGGUAGAUAGUGGCUUUCUGCUGUUGUAUUUCAUGUGUCCAGUGUGAACUGGGAGGUUUUUAGAGGGAAGCUCUCGCUAAUGACGGAAGUGGAGACGCCAGAAAGGAAAUAUUUGGAAAAGUUACAGUGAUGGGAGUUUUUAACAAAGUCAAGUGCAAUUUUAUUCAUAACACUGUGUAAGAAAGAUUUUCUAUUUUAAAUGCCAUUGACCUAUAGGUGACAGUUGCACAGAGGGAACACCUCCUGCUGGGGCACAUCUCAUUGCCGGCGAUGCGGUGGCUGCCUGGAUUUGCCCCUACCUUCCAUGUGCUGCAUGAGUUAAUUUAAAAAAUAACAACAAACAAAUCCAAACCCACUUCUGCAGUUCUUCACCAGUGCUUGGCUACUCAUGUUAAGCAGGUUUUAGCUAGACAUUUCAGCAGAACUCUUCUCCCUGCACGUGUAACAUCUCCCACCCAGAGGUCAGCACUUUUCUGAGAAGAUGGUGUUUCUAAAGGGUGCAAGCACCACUUACCUUACUUGAAAGAGGCCUUGAUGGGAGUACAGAGUGCUGGGGUAGUUCUGUUCCCAGAGUCUGUUUAGAAUUGCCUCCCAGUUGCCUUCCUUCAAGUGAUUUGAUGAUGGACUUUCUUGUCCCAAUUGGUCCCUGUGGCCAAGAGAUACUCUGAUAACUGUGUUUCAGUCCAAGUCACAGAUUUCUGUUCUAUAUAAUUGCUUUUUGUUUCUCCUUUUCAAAUGAAGAAGAGCUUUUGGACAGUGUUCUGUUUCUAUUUGAUGCUUGGCUGUAGAGGCUUCACUUGCAAUAACUUUUGUGUGGAAACCCACUGUGGACUGUAUGACAAAAGCUCUAGGCUGUGUUCAGAACCUUUACAACUGAUAAUUCUAGGCAAGAAGCAGCAUAGCCCUGGACUUCUGGGGAACUGAUGUUGCUGCUGCUGGAAUGGCAGAGGGAGUCAGUUUUUCUCAUUCUUACUCAUAGCUACGUGUCAGCAGAAGUCAACAUGUGCCUGUACUUCAUUAAUUCCACUGUAAGGUCUGGUAGCUUAGUUCUGUUUUAUCUUUAUCAGCAAUUUAUGCUGAAACGUGGCACUUUACAGUAGAAGUAGCUGAGGCACAAGUGCAUAGUAUCUUCUGUUAGCUGGGCCAUGGGGGCAGCAAACCCUCAGUGGAUGGGCAGAGAAAAUAAACUGUGGCCAAAACACAUCAGUCUGGAAGAGUUGCUGGAGCUCUUCUGCUGCCCUCUCUAGGCCACAGGUAGAAUCUUUAAUUAGAAAACACGUUUAAUUUGCUAUGCUUAAUUGGUAUAAAUCAUAUGAAACAAACAUUACCUUCGUGUCCUUUUGGGGAGAGGAAAUUUUGUGAAAUAAAGCUACAAGAAACUUGCUAUUUAA